Molecule: messenger RNA, 1931 nt
Organism: Betta splendens (Siamese fighting fish)
Lineage: Eukaryota; Metazoa; Chordata; Actinopteri; Anabantiformes; Osphronemidae
Exons: 2
Coding region: 1-903 (300 amino acids)
Source: RefSeq, a predicted model, not a curated record
AUGGCUCGGCCGUGUUCGUGCGCGUCGGUGGGUCGGUCUGCGUGUCUGUCUAUGGGGUUUCCGAUGACUCGCGGCGCUGCGGCAGCGGCGGGACCGUCAGGUUUCCCAUCCACCUGCAGCCAAACGCCCGCUGUGCUGCUGCAUUGCGCCGCCUGCUCCGCCCGCGGUCGGGCGUGUGCCGCCGCCGUCCGCCCGGGGAAGAUGGAGAGCCGAACCGGGCCGCUCACGGUGAGAAGGGCCGAUUUAAACGCACCAUUCCGGGCUGCGGCAGCGAUCCGCGCACCGCCUGCGCCGAGCGGUGAAGGGCAUGUCACCUCCCUCCAAAAGGGCUGCGGCUUCCGCCUAGACGACGCCACGCAGAAGAAACGACACCCGGACGCGACGCGGAGGCGACAGAGACGCUGCUUCUGUCCGCUACCCGCAGGACGACGCGGCGGCGGCGGCGGCGGCGCUUUGCUCCGAGUGCUCCUUAGACCUGCGCCGUCAAGGUGGACUACGAGGCCGGAAGCGCUAAGCGUGCAGCAAUUUCAAAAUAAGAGCACCCACGCUACGCGUCUCGUCUUAGUCUGUUUUUGUAUCGGGACCGUUUCUGCGCAGAGACGUGAACACAGUGAAUACAAAGCUUCCCCUCAUAAUGAGGACGCCUAUUUUGCUCACACACGGACCAAAAUAAUCUUAGUUAUUACAUCCAAUCUUCGAAGCGUCACGCGCCUAGUGUUCAUGAAAUGGAAAAUCAUAUUAGUAUUAACAUUUAUACAAGUAUUAUUGUUGUUAGUGUUCGUAGUGGUACAACGUGCGGCGUAUGGCGACAAUCUUUCUAUUUCCGGGUUUAUUCUCCACUUGACCAAGCUCUCGCUGCGCUCUCCUCCACACAUUAACCCUUCAGGCCCCGGAAGGAAUUAAAGCAGACGGAGAAGCUGCAGAGAAAUACACAGAAACGUCAGGUCACAACACAGAGUACGAUCACCACAACUCUGUGGGACAAAGAGGUGAUGGGAGCAAAACACGCUUCAGAAGAUGGAAAAAGCUGGACGUCAUAGCACAAAUCAAUAUGAUCCAGGCAUAAACAAUGCACAGCAAGAUUAUAAACAGGCUUAUUUUGUGCAUCUUCAACUGUCACGAACAGAAAAGAGCCCCACAGAGCAACUGACAGAGGUGAAAGGCAGCCGCAGAGUGAAAGGUCAAAGGUCAACUGUGAAGCAUAAAUAGAAACUAAAUACAGCCUUUAGCUGAAACCAAGGAAACCAGCAGCUGAGAUCUUUUUGAAAACCUUGAUUAUUUGAAAACACGUUCCUGACUUGUUGCAAUACAAAAUCAACUAUAUAAAAAUAUACAAUGCAUAACUUUCUUUAAACAGGUCAACACCUUGAUGCGCACCACGCGUACUGAACAUAUACUGCAGACCUGAGAGCAGCUCUAAGAUGAACUAUGAACAACCACGAGUUGUGUAAACAUGAAGCGCAUCAUGUUGUAACAUACUGUGUCACAGUCACGCUCGGACUGAGUCAGAUGCUGGUAUGAGACAGGCGCCACGUGAGCAGCCGGGGUUGAUCGUCCCAUGGGAUGGAGGGAGGGAGGUGCAGCCUGACACCCUACACAGCAGCGCCUCAUGGUCAGACCAAUGGCUCAGAACAGAACAGGUACCUCACUGUGCGUCUGUGAAUAUUUCCUAAUGUGCCUCAUGGUUUAGCUGAACUUGUGUCAGUGGGAUGCAACGCCGCCAUCUAGUGGAGGAAGGCGCCUGUGCAUUCAACCCUUCAAACUAUGGUUCUGAACCGUUUGUCAUUUAAUGGUAAAACAUUAGCUUAGUGUAGCAUGGAUUAUUACUCAUCUCAAUGUCAAAAUGUCCGUAUUCUACAGCUCUGUAGCAAAAUGAGUUUAAAAGCUAGCUCUGUAGCGCCUGCCAAAGGGGAGGAGAUUAAACAGUUUGU